UGGAUCUCGGUGUCCAUUUGCGUCGCCAGUGCGUUGCAGCUUUAACCGGUCCAUCAUGCCUUGCGGUGUCCCAGUUCAGUUCCGAUGCAAUUUACAACAAGCUCUGUGGUCCUCCCUCACUGAUGAUCAGAGCAGAAAGCAAACAGGCAGAGCGGCAGAUGUCGAGAGCCCUAUGUCGGAUGUCCAGUGACCGGACGGACGCAUGUUUACAUUCACACGGGUUAUAAAGGCGGGGAUGUGCGCACAGGUCUGAUGCAGGCGCGGAGCAGCGCGGAUAAACAGAAUCUCCCGCAUGCAGCCCGCAUACCAUGCAGCGGAAAGUACCGGAUUUGAACCCGGAGAGAAAUACUGAGGCUACAGCACGACACGAGAGUUUUAAAUGCUCUUGACACACAGUGAUCUACUGCUGAAAACAGGAUGGACAGUUAAACAUUAUUAGCACCCCCUUGUGGUGUGGAGGAAUGAGGGCCUCUGGAUGAAGGCCAUGGAGCUGAAAGUGUGGGUGGACGGAGUGCAGCGCAUCGUGUGCGGGGUCACGGAGUUCACCACAUGCCAGGAAGUAGUCAUUGCUUUGGCACAAGCCAUUGGACGCACCGGCAGGUAUACUUUAAUCGAGAAAUGGCGUGAGACAGAACGUCACCUGGCUCCACAUGAAAACCCUGUAGUGUCCCUUAACAAGUGGGGUCAGUAUGCCAGCGAUGUCCAGCUCAUCCUCCAACGAACUGGCCCGUCUGUUAGCGAGCGGCCCACUUUUGACGUGCAGGCUCGCGUCCCAGAGCGUGGCUUCUACCGGCAGAGUCUGCCACCACUGGCAAAGCUCCGCCCGUCAGGGACAGACCGCUCGCUUAAACGAAAGGAACCCAAACGCAAGUCUCUGACCUUCACUGGAGGGCCUAAGGGUCUGCGGGAAAUAUUUGGGAAAAGCAGAGAUGCUGAAGCCAAACAGCCCCAGCAGCGGGGUGUGAGUUUGAACCUGAGCAGGGUUGGAGGUGUUGGAGUAACUUCUGUACCUGGAAGUCCAGCCAGAGAGCUGAGCCGGCUGGUGCAGCUGCAGAGAGACAAACUCCAGGCCCUGGAGAGCCGUCUGCUGGGCUGCGAGGCCGAGCUGCAAGACUGGGAUGAGGCCACCGACAUGGCUGAUGAAGGAGAAAACUUGGAGGGGGAGCUGCUACUUUUAGAGCAGCAGGUGAGGAGGAACGAUGCAGAGAUGGAGGAGGAGGAAUUCUGGCAGAACGAGCUACAGAUCGAACACGAGAGUGAGCGUCAUCUGCGGCAACAGCUAGUGGAGCUGCAGGGCCGCGUACGCGACAGCGAGGCCAAGCUUUCAGAGUACCUGGCACACAUACAGAGCAUGGAGGGAGGCCUAGAGCAGGAGCGGCUGCAGCAGGAGGCCGAGCUUAACCAGAGAGUCAAUGAGGAGGAGGUGCAAGACCAGCUGGAGAAAGUGAGGGCCGAGCUUGAAAUGCAGAGCCAACACACAGCGCGGCUAGAGAGCAGCUGCAGGGUGUUGGAACGCUCGCUAGGCCAGUCCAGCAAGAGAUUACAGGAGAAGGAGCAGGAGCUGGAGCAGCUGACAAAAGAGCUACGGCAGGUCAACCUGCAGCAGUUCAUUCAGCAGACUGGUACCAAGGUCACCGUGCUGCCUGCUCAACCUACAGGAGAAAACAACGAUGUGGACUCUGGCUCUCUGAAACGACUUGGCUCUUCUCGGCUCUUACCCAGCAACCUUCGCACUCUUCAAAGCACCGUGUCCUCCAGCCUCAACCCUGAAGGCAUCUACGUUUGACCCCUUAAACUGUGCGGGAGACAUUAUUUUAACAGCAGGGUCGGCACGAUGUUAGUAGGACUGUUCAUAUGACUGGAAGGCCCCAAUAAUUGACUCCCCAAACUGCUGAAAUGCUCUUGAGCAAAGCACUGAAAGAAAGUGUGGAGGAUGUUGGCAAAGCCAUUACAGGGAGGAUGAGUGGGAUAUCACAAAGAACCAGUUCUUGCAUCUGUUUUGCAUCUUUCCUGCUCUGCCUCCUCUUUGAUCAGGACUGGGACUUGCACUGAUGUCAAGAUCCAUUUGCAAACUAACAUUUAAUCUGUUAGUACUCCAGUGGGUGAGCAGUCUACUAAAAUUCUAAUUUUCUCGGACUAAAAACAAACUAACUUCAAGCCAGCAGAUGCAUUUCUGUUGUGUGAGAAGGCUUCAGCCAAACAGUGCAGAUAAACUUUAUUUUUAUGUUGUAAGUCAUGAACUGUAGGAUGCAAAGUUUGGACACAUCGGACAUGUAAACAUAAUCCCUGCACGAGCAUGCACAAACACUGACACCGUACCUGUGCUAUAACCAUAGCCAUAUCUGAUUGCCUUACUCUGGUGUUUUAAAACCAGACGUCAAUAAUGUUCAAACCGAACUCAAGGUAGCUACUGAACUAUGCGCCAUAUAAAUUUGAACAUACAUACAAACAUACUUGGCAUCAAUUCAGGUGAUAGUCUAGGCAACUGAUGUCAGUUUAACUCAGAGUUAGUGGCUCAAUCCUUUUCUUUCACAUAAGUUUGAAAAUUAUUUUAUUGUUUUUAACCUGGAAUACAUUUGCUUCAUAUUUUCUGUUUGACAAAAAUGAAAAAAAAACGUUUGCCUAUCAUAUAACGUAAAUAAUAAAGAGGAGAAAAUAGAUUGUGUAACCUCAUCAACUAUUGGACAAUUUUUGGUGAAAUAGUUUGGCUCUAGGUUCAUUUUUAUGUCCUAUCUGGUGCAGAGCCAUUAAUCUCAUCUUUGUUUCACUCGAUCACUUUCUCCAAAAGCUCUGAAAUGUGGAAGCAGUGAUGAGUGAUGACAGAGGCCUUUGUGCCUGCAGUGUAAAUCCAUCUUGGAAAUACAUCAUGCCCCAUCUGACCACCAGGUGGCGACAUAACAUAUAUUAUUCAGAUGGGUGAAAGUUAACUGUGUUAAAGCUACUUCAGAUCUGAUGUUAUCUGUCUAUAUUCAUUUUCACGGGUCAGACAUGACUGUGCAUAUUGCUUUUGUUACAAAGCCUCAGCACUUCCAGUGUAUAAUCUGAGGUUCCACUUAGAUUGUUUCACUGUGUUCAUCAAGCAGGGACACACAUCUAAAAACAGUAUUACCAUCUGAUUUUCAAUGAUACUAAAGAUGUCUCAUAUGAACCAAAGCUAGUGUUAAAAUCUAUAAUAUUUAGAUGAAUGUACUUUUUUUUAUAUACGUGCAACUUAUGCCCGUGAAGUAUACCAACUUGAGUCAAAUAGUCGUGUUUUCAGUUUUAAAGGUUUGCUGUUGCUAUUCCAAUUCCACAAAAGUCUGGUCGUUUGCAUUUACCUAUUUCUAGUUGAUUUCUCGCUGGGUUUCUGGGAUAAAACUGAUGCAAACUGUGUGAAAAUGUAUGUGCUCAAAUAAGGGUCAGUACGCUUUUGAACGUGAAAUAAUUUCAAAGUCUGUGGUUGUAUGUGAAACCUGUGAAAAAACUCAGAAUUGUGACUUUGGAGAAAAGAAUUGCAGUCGUGAGAAUGUCUAAAAAAUAUGUUUGGAUAAAUUAUAUCAGCACUACAUGAAGACAAAUGCAUUUUGGCCCUGCUUUGGGCUGCAAGAACGGGACUAAAAUUUGUACUUGUAACUUAAAUGUAUGCAUGCAUGUGUAACUUAACACAGUCACACACAGUGUGGGAAUUUGGAGCACAAUUCAAAAUCUAAAUCUGAGUACUUCAUCCACCACUGACAAAGUGUGUGUACACAUUCUCAUUUUGGUCUUUUUCAACAUCUCCAAAUCUUUUUGCUACCCUUUUACAAACUUUAAUUUUGCAUGCCGUUUUUUUUUCCACAGGUUUAAAGAACCACAGGCUUUGAAACCAUUUCACUAGCUCAAUAUCUCAUUGACCCACGUUGGAGCCCAUGAGAAGAAGCUUGUAUUUGUGCUGUGAGCGUAUAAGAUAACAAAGUGAAUUCCUCCCUCCGGUGUGAGGGAUCUUCGUUGUGUGAUCUGCUUUGCAAAUGUAACCGGAGGAAUUUACAUCACAACUUGGCAAACUAUUCUCAGAAGUUGUUCAGUGACAGAAGUUGUUUUUUUCCUCCCUCAGUAUGCAGUAUUAUCGUCAUGGCAACAACUUCAGCUGUGACACAGAGCCUGUAACCCGCUAAUAGAAAAGAAUCAUAGCUCUCGUUGAAUAAAAGUCUUGAAUAAUGGCAUGCCUUACUGGGAAAAAAAAUGUAAAUAGUGUCUACAUAUCACAUCAGUCUACGGACUAUUUUAAAAGUAGUUUGAAGUCUGAAAUAUGCAGAGUGCUAGAGAGGUUAGCUUUUAAUGCUGCUGUUCAAUAGGCAGCUCUGUGUGCAUGCAAUAAUGUGUGAUUGGUUUAUUUGGAUUUCCAAUUAGUGGCUAACAAGGAGGCAACAAUUCAUCUGAGAAUAAGUUUACUUUUGGUUUGUUGUGUCCCUUCUUGCCUUGUUGACAUUUACACUGGUGGAGAUUCGAGCUUUGGUAAAGAGCAGACAGCUCAGUGUGUACUAGCAUAAAAAUGGCAAAAACAUGCACAUUAUAUUCUUGCCUUUUCAUUUACAUUCAUUCUGGCAAAGACAAAAUCUCAUGGAUGUAAAAGAGAUUUGUGUUUCAUUAUAACAAGCCAAUAAGUUUACAGACAUUGCCAAUGAUUGGUUUAUCUUGUGCCAUCAAUGGAGCUUUUCAAUAAAAGAGCAUAUACAAAUAAGAUGGAGCCAUUAUGGAGACUGCCAUCAAGGGGUUUCGAAAGCUAAUGUAGAAACGCUGCAGCUUAGGGAUAUUUCAAGACACAGAAUAACCCAGACAAGAAUGGGCAGAAAGCAAUUAUGGAUGAAUGCUGUUCAUGAUGUCUCAAGCCAUUCGACAAGUUCAAUCAUCAUGUAUUUGCUCUCAUGGGGACUUGAGCAGGUUUUUGACAAUUUUAACAUGUAGCAUUGGCUCCUAGAUACAACACGUCAAAUGUAACUGAAGGAAUGAUUUGGUUGUGAGAGAGAUGUAGCUUUAUUUGAAAAGUAAAGUGUUUCGGUUGGCUCAUGAUUCAUGUUUAGGCUAGAUGAACUGUGCUUGGCUAACGUCACUGACUUGCAUUAACACAACAUUUAGACUAAUUAUUGUAUAGUAAAAAUGUUAUGAUUUGGUAUUGUUUACUCACAAAUUCACAUACUGUAUUUUUUGGCUUUCUGAAUUUAUCACAUUUUCUUUUUGGGGUCUUCAUUUAGCCACCAAUGUUCGAAAGACAUGGAAAUAACAUUCAAGACUAAUGUAAAAUAUAUAAAUAAAUUAAUAAAAUAUAUUUAAAAACAUGCCAGAAAUGAAUAAACUGCUAUACAGUGCUGA
Molecule: messenger RNA, 5328 nt
Organism: Perca fluviatilis (European perch)
Lineage: Eukaryota; Metazoa; Chordata; Actinopteri; Perciformes; Percidae
Gene: rassf8b
Product: Ras association domain family member 8b
Exons: 9
Coding region: 476-1786 (436 amino acids)
Biological process (GO): signal transduction
Source: RefSeq, a predicted model, not a curated record